Liolophura sinensis is the source of this 615-nucleotide messenger RNA. Its product is annotated as receptor-type guanylate cyclase gcy-13-like. The record is from RefSeq and is a predicted model, not a curated record. Gene Ontology annotation, biological process: intracellular signal transduction; receptor guanylyl cyclase signaling pathway; cGMP biosynthetic process. Gene Ontology annotation, cellular component: plasma membrane. NCBI's taxonomy places the organism in Eukaryota, Metazoa, Mollusca, Polyplacophora, Chitonida, Chitonidae. Gene Ontology annotation, molecular function: guanylate cyclase activity; peptide receptor activity; adenylate cyclase activity. The coding region runs from base 1 to 615 and encodes 204 amino acids. The transcript is spliced from 4 exons.
AUGACGAAACGCGUGCAGUCCUAUACCCAGAAAGUAGAAAUGAAGAAGAGAGAACUGGCUCUGGAGAAGAAGCGAUCGGAGGCGUUGUUGUAUCAAAUGCUUCCUCAGCAAGUGGCUGAGCAGCUGAAACUAAGGCAGCAAGUGGAGGCUGAAGUGUUUGAAUCCGUGACCAUUUACUUCAGUGACAUCGUCGGUUUUACGGAAAUAGCAGGGAAAAGUACGCCUUUACAAGUGGUUGAUCUUCUAAAUACUUUAUAUAGGAUAUGCGACGAUUGUAUAGAACGUUAUGACGUAUACAAGGUGGAGACGAUAGGGGACGCGUACAUGGUGGUGAGUGGUUUACCCAAGCGGAACGGCGUUCUCCACUGCUCGGAGAUCGCCGAUCUCUCUUUGGACAUACUAUUGGCUACCGAAGGUAUGUCCGUACCUCAUUUACCGGAGGUGAAAAUCCAAGUCCGCAUCGGUUUACACUCAGGUCCGUGUGUGGCAGGUGUUGUGGGUAACAAGAUGCCCAGGUAUUGCCUAUUCGGAGAUACCGUGAACACAGCUUCGAGAAUGGAGUCCACCGGCGAAGUGCUGGAGGAGGUAGCUGUGAUGUACACGCCGAUUGAGUAA